AGAAGGGGUCUUGAGUGCAGAAUGGACAAUGGAAUGCUCGUAAAGAAGCUGAUAAACUCGUACAUCGUUUUGUCGAAACUUUUUUAACAUUCAGUGACUAUUCAUUCAAGUCGUCGGUAUAACCUGUCAGUUUUUGCGAGUUGAGAUGACUUUUGUAGUCGUUAGUUACCGUACGUGUUGACCAGUUGACUGUUGCACAAAUAAGAUUGUAUAGUAGUGAAUGACAUGUGCAGUUGUAGUUAGUUGAUGGCGGACGAAUACGAGUAUUUCCUCCUGGGUAAAAUUUAAGCCGGUAAGCCGAGCAGUCAGCAGGGGAGCAAAGUACGGAGAUUAAACUGUAACUUACUAUUGUCCUACUCUGCACACUGUCACACAUUACUGUAAUCUGAGACGUGCGAAGGGGGAGUAUCAAAAUCUCCCUGACCGAUCACAGAUUCAUACCAGGACUUUCUGACUGGAUUCAGGAGGGCGUUACUGACACUUUCGGAUCUUCACACAGCAGAGGAGCUUUUGCUGUCCCAAGGCUUUAUUUAAUUUUAUGAUCUGAUGGAAAUGUAUUGAGGAUAGAGCGCAGUCAAGAUGUCUCAAAAACUUAAAGGAAAGAAAGACAAAAACGACCCAUCAAGAUUUCAAGGUGAAGGUGUGAAUUUCCGCGCUAAGUUAAUCGGGGUUGAUGAUGUGGAGUCAGCAAGGGGUGACAAGAUGUGCCAGGAAUCUUUACAGAAGCUGAAAGCUGCAGUGAAAGCAUCAGGGGAGCAUAAACAGAGGAUUCUAGUGAAUGUAUCCCUGGAGGGGCUGACACUGAUAGACGAACGAACAAAGGCCAUCGAGCACAACCAUGCCGUCCAUAGAAUUUCCUUCAUCUCUCGGGACGUCACCGACAAUCGAGCCUUCGGUUACAUAUACGGAGUAGGAGAUGGUACUCACAAGUUCUUUGCCAUCAAAACGUUACAGGCUGCCGAGUAUCUGGUGCUGACCUUGAGAGAUCUGUUCCAGUGUGUUUACGAGUUAAAGAAACAGGAAAUGGAGGAAGCCAAAAGCAAACAGGAAACAGGGGAGACCACUGAAGGAACAGAGGGUGGGCCAAAAGAAGGGGGGGACAACAUCUAUCAGGUACCUACAAACGGAGCACCUGUGGAGGGGAAGGAAGGUGAAAGCAUAUACCAGGUGCCUGGGAGCAACGCUCCAGUAAAUAACACGGAUGAGACUGACACUGCUAACCUGUUAGACCUGGAGAAUGAACUACAGUCCCUUCAAGAAUUUAUGAAGGAUACAGAGCACAUCAACGGUCAGCUGGAGAAUGGCAUUCAGCAAAUGGAUACUUUCGAGGACAUAUUUGGGUCAGGUUCUGGCCAGGCACCACCAGCUGAGGGCACUGCUCCCAAAUCAGAUCCGUGGGGAGCACCGGCCACCAGCACAGCAGACUCCUCAGGGUUUGGAGACAGUUUUGGUGCUACAUCUAAUGUUCCAGCCAAUAACAAUGACCCAUUUCAGACAGCGUUUUCUACUCCAAGUACAGCUGCCCAGUCACCAUUUUCAGCACCGCCUGCAGCCACCACACCGUUUUCUGCACCACUGGUCCAGAUGAACUUAGCUGCGGUGUCGUCUUCCCCAUUCCAGUCCCCGGCGCCAGCACAAACCAUGGCCCAGCCUGGUGGUUUUGGUUCCGGAUUUAUCACUGCACCAACAUCCAUGAACCCCAUGGCGGGACUGUCUGCUCCACCCAUGCAGUCAGGAUUUGGUCAACCCACCUUCGGCACUGCCCCAAGCCCCGCUCUCUCUAACCCCCUGGCAGGGGGGAUAUUCGGGACCCCUGUUCACCCAGGAAUGGGCUAUUCUGCCCCACCAGCGGCCACUAACCCUUUCAGUGCGGGAGGGUUUGCGGGGCCGCCUGCAGCUAACCCCAUACCCAGUGGGGACAUGUUUGGUGGGGCACCAGUCAUGAUGCCCACUAACACUAACGCCCCAGCAGUACCUCCACGCUCGGGGGAAGACGGCGAUCAGAAGCCCCGGGCAGGCAGUGACUUGUUCGGCGACCUCUGCGAGAUUGGGCCGAGCAAGACGAAAGGAAAGUCGCCGAAGCAGUUGUUUGAGGAGCAGAAAGCUGAACCGAAGAGGACGCUGAAUGAGUUGAAAGUUGUCCCCCCUACUCAGGCAAGUCUUAGCCACCUCAUACUCUCCAGCCCAUCCCCUACCACCAAGACAAACAGCUUCUGUGAUACGGCCGACCAUUUUGAGCCCUUCCCCUUCCCCGAUGACAACAACCCAGCCGAUCCCUUCCACCCUCACAAACCCGACUCCAACAAUAUUCACUUCCUUUCUCAGUCUUCCAGCCAGAUCCCGAUGAACGGCAGGUCAGCACUAGGAAGCAGUGGGGAUGAUGACUUUUUUGACAUGCCUUCACCACUCACCCCACCCCCUCCUCUACCAGGGGAAAACACGGUGAAUGGUCACGGUCCUCCUCUCCCACCCCCCAGGCCAGGGGUGCCAGGGCUCAAGUCCAUACCUCGACCACGAGGUGGAAAGUCCAACACGCCAAACACUCAGGCCACGAACAAAACAGUGGCAAAUGGCUCAGCCUUGUUGAACUUUGCUGUGAGUAAUCCGUUCGAUGAUCCGUUCUUUACCAACGGCGAUAUGUCCGGUGUUUCAGCGACAACUGUGAUAGUCAGUGAGAAAUCGAGAUCCUCUACAGUCAGUGCAAGGGACACCAGUGCUCCUACCGCCAGUCCGUUUGGAGACUUCAGUAUAUUUGGCGCACCCCCACCAAGCAGUGAUCCAGUUUAUGCUACAGUGAACAAGAACAAGCCUCCAGACGGAACCCUGGACCUUCUCUAAUGACCAUCUGUGCGGGUAUAUCAACCCCCCUGGUGUGUCCAUUACAGAGGAACUAAGUAACUGUACAGCCUUUCAGCAGUCACAGUAAAUCUGCGUUGUCAUUGGCUGAUACAUGUCAGUGUGGCUGGCAUCAUUUGUUAUUGUAUUACAUAAGAAUUGAGUUCCUUUAAUAAGCCUAAUUUCUGGUUUACCAGAUGUUUUAUGGUGUUAUAUUCCUCCAUUUGUUUAUGUUUAUAAUAUGUCAGCUGUGGUUUAAUUUAAGUACCAUUAUAACUUUGUUAUUUUUCACAUUUAUCAACCACUACAAGACCGUUUAUAGGCAGUAUAGCCCUUUGUUUGAUAAAAGAGAACAAAAGCUGACAACAUACUUUUAGAUUUUAAAAACAAUGUAUAACUUGAAAUGUUCUUCUCUUUUUUUGUUUGACAGAGCAGUUCAUUAUUUUUUAGGCUUUUCCACCAUCAAUGACAUUGCCUAUCAUAACACAGUUUAUAGACAGUAUAGUGUCUGGUUUGAUAAAGAACAAAAAAAAAGCCCACUGUAUUCUUUUAGAUUUAAAAAAAAAAAACUAUAAGUAACUUAAAAUGUUACCUUCUUUUUUUUCUGCUGUAUGUGAAUGAUUUUAAAUUCUUUCCAUUUAACACCACAAUAUAUUUAAACAUCAUCGUCAGUUGAAAUUUAUGUUUUGUUGUAAUACUGAAUAUUAUAGUAUCAGUGCACCUGAACUUUUACUCUUUUUAUUAUGUAUGAGUAUUGUCCAUUAGCCACAUGCAGGACUGUGCUAUAUUCUGUCCUUUAUUUUAAUCCCGUGCAAAUAACUCCAUGAGAUUUUUUUUUAUGUUUCGACUCAUUUUCAGGGCAUUAAUUAUGCUUUCUAGACUCAGUGUUUUUUUGUAGCCCUUCCUACAGUAGCAUGUGCAUGUGGUUUUAAGUUCCAUGUGUAAAUGGAUUACAUGUAUCGCUGCUUUCCGCACGUAAAGCAGAUGUAAAGCACACGUAAAGCACAUGUGUGAAAGUGUGUGCAUGAUGUUAAUUGGCCUUUUUGAUCGUGUCUGAUGAUACUCAUGAGAGUGAAGAUUUUGGAUUAGAGAAUACUCACUCUGUACCUGCUCAAGUGGACAGUGUUCCUCUACAUAUACUCUCCUUCCGAGAUAUGCUGAAUAUUUGAGAUAAAAAAGAGCAAAUUUUGUUUUGAGAUAAAUUGAUCAAAUCCUAUUACAAGAGUGUUUUUAACAAUAUCCAUGGAGCGUACAGUCACCAAGUCAAUUCUGUAUUUAAGUCGACUCCCCAAAGGACUUACUCUGUUUAUGUUGGCUUAGUGCUGAAUUACAGGGAAGUUUUUAACUGGACUCUUCGUAUAUUAAGUGAUGUUUAUGCAUUGAAUGCAUUAUAAACAUUAUCAUAUUUCUGUAUCUACAAAAUCUAGUAUACAUAAAGCGAAAACCUUUGUUUUUGAUUUGUGAGACAAUUCAUGUUUGUGUAUAAAGAAAUGGAAAAAAAAAAUUAUGUUAAAGCAAUUCUGUGAUUUUUUUUUUUUUUCUGUUUUUUGAAAUUACUGGUGCUUAUGUAGCAAUAUGCUUUUGGGGAAUGUAGUUUUGUGGAAAGUAGGUGUCAAACUGCUAAAGUUGUACAUGCUUUUCCUUAUAGUGAUUACAAAUUGCAGCUAUAGUUAUAUGUAAAGCACUGAACUGUUAGAAUAGUUUUGCUGUUGUAUUUGAAGUCAGAUGAGAGACCACAAGAUUCAAAUGGUUGAUUUCGGGAGAAAAUAUCCAAUGGAUUAAUGUAUUUAUUAUUCAGAGCCAAAUUGGAUUAUUUUUAUGUUAUAUAUUAUGUGCCACUUGUGCAUAAUUAGUUCAUCAACAUUUUUUUUUUCUCAAAUUUCUGGAUUUCGCCAAGUCAAAUUUAUAUAAAAUUUUGUGUGAAUCUAUUCUGUCAAUAUUCUGCGGAAAUGAAUUGCUCUUAUAAUGUCAAAUUAUUGGCUGAACAUUUUCUUUAUUGUUAUGAAUUUAAUGUAUCUUAACAUAAUGGACUUCUUCUCAUGUUUUAAGUAAAUAGCAACUAUUUGAACUGAUUACAUAUUUUUGAAUUUCAUGUGCCAAUGUAAAUUGCAACUGUAUGAUAGUGCAAGUACCAGUUUGAUGACAGUGUCUGUCUGUUUUAGAUUCAGAUCCACUGAAUUAUACACAUGUAAUUUGUCUUUGAGAUUGAGAGAGAAUUGUGAGGAAUAAGUUCAUAAUUUUAAUUAGGUUUUCACCGAGAAAGCUAAGGUGUAGUAAGAUGUAGAAGUAAUACAGCUUUAUUAACCCAUGUAUUAAAAUGUAUAAAUGUUGUGAUUAGUGCUUUUUGUUGAAUAUGUUAAUUACAUAUUGCUUUGUAUGUUUUAUUCCAUUUCACUUGAAGGUGUGAAAAUUUUAUACACUUGACCUUUAUGAACAGUCAUAUUCAUUCACCGGCCGUGCGUGGGAAGGUCUCUCAGCAACCUGCGGAUGGUUGUGGGUUUCCCCUGGGCUCUGCCCGAUUUCCUCCCACCAUAAUGCUGGCCACCGUCGUAUAAGUGAAAUAUUCUUGAGUACGGCGUAAAACACCAAUUAAAUAAAUAAAUAAAUAUUCAUUCAUAUUUAUUGCGCAAACAAAUUUGGUCCUCGAUCAAACUAUGCAAAUAUCACAAACUGGUUUAUUUGUUCCAAAGCAUAUGGCCUUUUUUACUUCACUGAUCUCCAGUAUGCAUGCAAAAUAGGGGAGCUUUGAGUUUGAACUCUUCUGUCGCUAAAGGUAAAAAAAAUUAUUCUGUAUCAUGUUGCACAACAUGAAGAGUUCCACCUUGAAACACCCUUAUUCAUUGACUGAGAUGUACCGACACCACAAUCCUAAGCCUUCACUAAAUUUCUUAGGCAAGAAUAUUUUCAGUAUUAUUCUUUUAUCAUUAUCAGCAUAUUACAAUACAAUACCAAUACAAGAGGUAGUGAAGAUAUAUUUUUGUGAAAGUGUAAGAAAAAAAAUAUAUAAUAAUAAUCUUAAAGCAUGUACAAUGUUCUGAUUCCUAGACAAGUGUGUUUCAAACAAAUGACACCAGAAAAUAAGUUUAUUUGCAUACGUGAAUAGUAUUUGCUGUUUAUUCAAGACUGUUUAAUAUUUACAUCAGUUUGGAGACAUGUUUCUUCAUUGAUUCUGGUUUUCAUGCGAGUCUUGAUCUCUAAAAGCUAUGCUGCAAAAUCAAGGAUAUUUCUUUAGGUUUAGACACAAAUUCAAGCUUUUACACUCACCUCUGUGAACACACAAAGAAUCCUUUAUUUUUCAGUGAAAAAUUCUAUAUUUACAAUUUACUGAUAAAUAAACCCAUUUCCCUCAGUCAAAAUGAAUUUGACUUACUUUCUUAAAGUUGAACUGCUGAUAUUUUCAUUGUUCCUCGCUUGUGUGCUUGAGGAAUAACAACACCAUCUGAAACAUGGCUUUCAUCUAGCAAUGAUAUUGUAACAGGCCAUUCUGAAUGCUGGCACAUAAAUACAGUGCAGCCUCACUAAACCAUUUCAAAGACAACCCACAGGACACCUGACAGACACAGCAUACAGACACCAGGAUGACCAGUGUCUGUGUGACAGACCAGUCAAGUGCUAAUAUAAUUAAUAAUUAUAUAAUAAUAAUGAUAAUAUAAUAAUAACCUAAUAGUGCUGUUUCACUAAAUCAUUUCAAAGACAAUAAACAUGACGCCCCAUGGACACGGUUAUACACAUACCAGGAUCACCAGUGCCUUGGUGCAGCAGCUGCAUGUAGGCCAAUUUUGUUCCUGAAAUUUUUAUAGGGCUGCUUUGCUUCAGCAUAAUUUUGAAGACAAUAAACGUGACGCCUGGCAGACACGGUAACUGGACACUGGACUGACCAGUACUUGUCUAUGCCAUUCUGUAGAAGAGAAUGCUAAAUUUAAAUCCUCGGACAUGACCCAAUCUGGGAUCAAAGCUGGGUCACAUGCUUCCAUGAAAACAGAUUAACUGUUUAAUGCCAUAACCAAGAAUUUUUGUUUAUACAGUGGCAGGUAGUUUUAUGGGUGGAGGAAAACAAAGUGCCUGAGGUAAACCACCAACCUUUGGCAACUGACUGAGAACCUAUUUAUUUAUUUCAUUGGUGGAUGUAUAUGAUAUGUGUAAGACUUGCAUGCCAUAUUGAAAGAAGACAAAUGGCCUGCAACGAAUGCAAGACUAUAUGCAAAUAUCCCCUACAAGCACUGUUUAACACCUACUGCAUGUACCAUCAAUAACCCUACCGACGAUGAGCUCUGAGGAAUCAACAGAUUGCCUCUCCCGAGUCUUGGAUUGAACCCUCGCCUUGUGGUUAGAAAUCCCGUGCCUUAAUACAUUUAUUUGAUUGUGGUUUUGAUUUUUCACUUAUGGCGGUUAGCA
Liolophura sinensis is the source of this 7230-nucleotide messenger RNA. Its product is annotated as disabled homolog 2-like. The record is from RefSeq and is a predicted model, not a curated record. The transcript has 12 exons. NCBI's taxonomy places the organism in Eukaryota, Metazoa, Mollusca, Polyplacophora, Chitonida, Chitonidae. Bases 580 to 2838 code for a protein of 752 amino acids. Gene Ontology annotation, cellular component: cytoplasm.